CCUAACCUUAGCCUAACCUGUUCAAAGUAAUGAAAAUUGUGUUGCAGCAGACGAAACCAAAGACAAAUUAUCCGUCUAUCAUUUAAAAUUGAAAUAGAAAUAUAAAUAAAUGUGUUAAAAAUGGGAAAACCAAAGGAUUUAAGUACUGACGAAGAUCUUAAUAUCGAUCCUAAUCUUGUUUUAUUACAAAAGAAGCAUAAAAAGCAUAAACAUAAGAAACAUAAAAAGAAAAAAUUAUCAAUUGAAGAUUCAACAUUUUUGGAUAUAACUGCAGACUCAGAAAAAAAGAAACCUUUUAAAGUGAAAAAGAAGGAGGAUGAGAAAAGUAUCGAUAAGGUACGUGAAAAAGCCAAAGUACCCACAUUGAAUAUAGCAGGACCAAGUACAUCAACAUCACCAAAAGUACCAACAAAAAAGAAAAUGCCCAAGAACAAUAAGGGAAAAGACAGUGGCACUAGUAGUGAAGAAGAACGAUGGCUAGAUGCCAUUGAAUCCGGUAAAUUAGAAGAGGUAGACGAUGAGCUUAAAAAAAUAAAGCCAAAAGAUCCAAAAUUAAUGACUGCACGUCAACGAGCAAUGUUCGAACGUAAAACAGACGCUGAACCAAAUUCUAGUGUCGAACAACUUGUUUCCUUACCAACUGGAUAUAAAGAAAAAGUCAUGACAGCCGAAGCAAUUCAAAAAGCGGCUCUAAAAUCAUUAAAACGGAAACAAUUGGCUGAUGAAAAAAGAGAGAAAGAUAAGAAAAAAACAAUGGAAAGACUUUUAAAGAAACAAGAGUCUAAAGCAUCGAAAAUUAUAAGUAAGGGAAAACCCUCCCGGCGAUUAGUUCCAUUGAUCACCUAUAGAUUGACACUAGAAGGAAGUUCCAUAUCUUUGCCGCUAGGAGAAGACUUUCCUUUACGUCAAAUGAAAGAACCAGAACCAGCUUCAAUUGUCAUUUGUGGAGUGCCUCAAUGUAAUCGAAUAAAAAAGUAUUCCUGCUCGAAGACUGGUAUUCCUUUGUGUAGUUUACAAUGUUAUAAGUCAAAUUUAGCUGCAAUAUUGUCAUAAACAUGAACAGUAAAAUUUUCUUUUAUUUAUUGUUAAAUGAUACAUAAUAUUAAGUUACAUGCGAAUAAACUAUUUUUGUAAAA
Messenger RNA from Leptopilina boulardi, 1136 nucleotides. Its product is annotated as INO80 complex subunit B. Gene Ontology annotation, cellular component: Ino80 complex. The coding region runs from base 121 to 1053 and encodes 310 amino acids. Lineage: Eukaryota; Metazoa; Arthropoda; Insecta; Hymenoptera; Figitidae. The record is from RefSeq and is a predicted model, not a curated record. The transcript is spliced from 6 exons. Gene Ontology annotation, biological process: chromatin remodeling.